CUCGUACUGCAAGCACGCUCUACUUCCUCUUCGAUUCGCUCUCGAGGGGUUGAUCUGGAGGGGACGGGUGCACCGUCCUCUGCCGCUGCUGGAAGAUCGAUGAAGGCGGGAAACUGGCGCGAAGAUUGGCGGGAAGAUUGGCGGGAAGAUUGCCUACCUCGUGCAGGGCGAGUGGAGACGUGGAUGACAGCAACAGGCCCAGAGCGGCAUCGUGUGUACAAUUCCGCUGUAGGGAACAUUAGCAGCGCGAGGAUGGGGAGGAGAACGUGGACUCGGAGGAGGAGCAGCAGCAGCAGCAGCAGCAGCAGCCCUUCUCCUCGGACCUGUUGGGUUGCCUCCUUGGUGGUGCGCCAACGUAGAUCGGGCGUCUUGGCGACGAUCGCGAUGGUCACCGCUAUGGCGAUCUUGCUCUUCGGUGGCAGCAGCAACAGCGGCCACGUGUCGUUCGUCUCGGCUGAACCCAUCGGUCCGCCAGAUUUCUUCAAUUGCAACCCGGAAUCCACUUGCUGCCUGCCAGUCCCUUCCUCCCCUCCCACACCUUUCGUCACCAACUCUUCCGCCCCUCUCCGCACACGUCGCGCAAUCCACAACGUUCUACAGGAUGCCACCUACCUUAGCAAACUCGACGCUGCAUACGCCAGGCUCCGCGAAUUAGAAAGCCAGAGUCCCAACGACCCUCGAGGACUUUUCCAGCAGCGCAAUCUCCACUGCGUCUUCUGCUCUCGACCACCCGGCUAUGGCGCACCCUUCAGCAUGCACAACAACUGGUUCUUCCUCCCCUGGCACCGAAUGCUCCUCUACUUCCACGAACGCAUCCUUGCCUGGGCCGCGGGCGACCCUUCUUUGGCCCUUCCCUUUUGGAACUGGGACGACGAUGCUCCUGCUCAGAGGGCCCUCCCCGCUGCCUAUGGGAACCGCUCCUCCGCUCUGUACACCGUCAAUCGCCGAGGAGGGAGGGAUAUCGCACGGAUGCUGCAAGCGGACCUGACUACAGAGCAGCUCUUCAGAGAAAUCGGCAACGUAUCCGAUUGGAGGAUGGUGAUGGGGAGCGCGACACGUGGCGGCGCGUUGGAAGAUUAUCCGCACGGCUUAGUACACAAUGCCGUCGGGAGCGCCAUGUCGCCGUUUCGCGAAAUGGGUAAUCUAGCUUGGGCGGGUUACGACCCGGUGUUUUAUGCACACCAUGCUAACGUGGACAGGAUGUGGUCGGUGUGGCGGGGUUUGCCCGGGAGAGAAGAUCCGGCGGCAGUGGACUUCGUCAACUCCGCGUUUGCCUUCUACGACGAGAACGCCAUGGUCAAGACCAUGACGGUCUCGACGGUCCUCGAUCCCGCGACCAAUCUGCGGGUCGUCUACGAGGAUGUCACCGACUCGUGGACGCGUCCCAGUCGGGCGGACCGCGCCGCAGUUGCGCCAGCUCCUCCCGGAGGCAAGCCGCUGGCGGCACCUCAGACUUCUCGUGCCCCGGUGGUCGUUGAGGACCGGAACGUGGUUGUCGCGUUCGCGCAGUCUCCCGACGCCACUCCCGACCCUGGGGCAGUGCCGGAGCUGACCCUUCGCGACGUUCUACACGACCGUCCCGACCCCUUGGCGCUAUACGUGUUCAUCAACGACCCUGACGCUGACCUUGACACUCCUAGGGCGGGCAAUCCCAACUUCGUUGGCGCGCGGUACCUCGUGGCCGGAGGAAUGACCAUGCCCGUCUCCUUCACUCUGCCAAUCAGUCUAACUCUCGGAGCGCUCAAUCUGACUCUGGGCAGCAAUUUCACCGUCCAGGUGGUCCAAGGCGUGGAUAUCGGACUGCCCCUCCGUCAGCUGUCUAUCCAGUCCAUAGAUUACGUGCAUCAGCCAGGCGUGUAGAGGAACGCGGGGACGCAGCCAUCCGGGUGGCAUGUUCCAUAUUGUAGACAGCAGGCCUGGCAAAAGUCUGGUUGGGCUUUUUUUUUUUUUUUUUUUUUCCUACCUUCCUACCACUACUCCUAAGACUACAUAGAGGGGGGGCAACUGGGUGUAGCUCAGUUGGUAAGGCGUUCAAGCGGCACUCAGGAGGUCGUGGGGUCAACUCCCAUGGCCCCCACGAUAGUGCCUGUGGCAUGCUUGGCGUCUUACCUUCGAGACGGUCAGUUAGUAAGCAAGUAGGUGGUAGCUCAGUGGGCAGAGCUCCGGUGUUGCAACGGGGAGGUUGUGGGUUCGACUUUGUCGGCCCACAACUUCCCCUGAGCACAAUUGGUUGGUGUAGGUUGCACCCCACGUACUUGUCCCGAGCCUGGCAUAGCGCCCUUACAGACU
This is a messenger RNA of Chara braunii, 2289 nucleotides long. NCBI's taxonomy places the organism in Eukaryota, Viridiplantae, Streptophyta, Charophyceae, Charales, Characeae. The record is from the annotation of a GenBank genome assembly.